GCUCAGCUCGGCCGUGCUUUUUGCUUUUCGACGACGACAGCGUACCAGAAGACCAUCAUGGCUGCUACCAGUGAAACCCCCAAGAUGCGUGAUCGCAUGACCACGUACAUUAAAACCCUCCAGAGAGAGAUCACGUCGGCGUUGAACACGCUCGACCAGGACCAUUCGUUCAAAGAGGAUCACUGGGUGCGGGCCGAGGGUGGUAUGGGCAACUCGUGCACCAUCCAAGGAGGGAAGGUGUUCGAGAAAGCUGGUGUGAACAUCUCCGUCGUGCAUGGGAUGCUGCCCCCUGCAGCAAUUCAGCAGAUGCGGGCAAAUCACAGCGAGAUCGACUAUGAUCCGAAGAGCGGGAAACACCUUCCCUUCUUUGCCGCUGGUAUCUCGCUCGUCAUCCACCCACGCAAUCCGCAUGCGCCGACGAUGCAUGCCAACUAUCGCUACUUCGAGAUCGACCAUCCUCCUACAGAGGAAGGAGGCGAGGCGAAGGUAGGAGAGACCCCGAUGGCAUGGUGGUUCGGUGGAGGGUGCGAUCUGACCCCAUCCUACCUCUACGAAGAGGAUGCGGUACAUUUCCACACCACGACCAAGGCGGCGUGCGACCCCUUCGGGCCAGAGAUCUACCCGUUGUUCAAGAAAUGGUGCGAUGAGUACUUCUACAUCACGCACAGGCAGGAGGCACGUGGUCUCGGCGGUAUCUUCUUCGACGAUCUGUCAGCUGGGCCUCACGCACGUAUCCCUGAGGUAGCAAAAAAGCCUAACACGCCAGAGGAGAUCUUCGCCUUUAUUCAGUCGGCCGGAAAUGCGAUUGUGCCCAGCUACCUGCCUAUCGUUGCCAAGCGCAAGGACACGCCAUACACGGACGAACAACGCCGGUGGCAGUUGAUCCGUCGAGGCCGUUACGUCGAGUUCAAUCUCGUCUACGACCGUGGGACCAAGUUCGGUCUCCAGACCCCUGGUGCUCGUAUCGAGAGUAUCCUUAUGAGCUUGCCCGAAACGGCGCGCUGGGAGUAUAUGUCCGAGAUGGGCAAGGAGGGCACGGAAGAGGGCCGGCUUAUGGCUCUGUUGACGACGCCGCGUGACUGGGCGUGAGUAGCUGCGGCUGGGCUGCAUUGGCGUCUGCGGAGCCCGCGCGUGGAACGCCAUUUGGCACUGUAUUAAUAGACAUAAGAGAAAUAAAGAAUUC
Molecule: messenger RNA, 1183 nt
Organism: Dacryopinax primogenitus
Lineage: Eukaryota; Fungi; Basidiomycota; Dacrymycetes; Dacrymycetales; Dacrymycetaceae
Product: Coproporphyrinogen oxidase
Exons: 2
Coding region: 58-1089 (343 amino acids)
Cellular component (GO): mitochondrial intermembrane space; cytoplasm
Molecular function (GO): coproporphyrinogen oxidase activity
Source: RefSeq, a predicted model, not a curated record